Messenger RNA from Lutzomyia longipalpis, 1319 nucleotides. Its product is annotated as RIB43A-like with coiled-coils protein 2. Bases 1 to 1146 code for a protein of 381 amino acids. Lineage: Eukaryota; Metazoa; Arthropoda; Insecta; Diptera; Psychodidae. The transcript is spliced from 2 exons. The record is from RefSeq and is a predicted model, not a curated record.
AUGGAGAAGCUAAAAAUAGCCACGGAGAAGGAUCUGCGGGAGGCUGCGGCAAUUGAGAGGCGUCGUAUGCGAGAGGAGGAGCGCAAGAAGAGGAUUUUUGAUCCAAAACGCCGAACAAUUGGAGUAGAUUGUGAUGCACUGAAUAACCAACUUGCGGAAAAGCAUCAACUUUUGGCGCAGCAGGAGGAAUUCCAACGGAGAUUUGUGGCUGAAAAUACGAGAUGUGCUGCAGUUCAGCAGCAACUCGAGGAGGAAGAGCGUUGCCAGCAGCGUCGGCUUGGUGAGAGUAUCAAUGACUUCCGGAGGCGUUUUCAGCGACGUGAAGAUACACGAGAGUGGGAUCUCAAUGAUCCAUUUAGUAAGUGGAAGACCCCGCCGGCACGAUUAAGUGACACUGAUCCACGAUUGAGUGUAUCCGGUGGGCAGUGCUUCCUCGGGGAGGACCUCACAAUGGCACAGAGGCAAAAGAUGCAGAAGCAGCAGCAACGUGAAUGGUUAGAGCAUCAAAUCUCAGAGAGGCGACGCCGUGAAGAGGACCAGAGGAAAGCUGACCUAGCACUGCAGAAAGCUAUUGAGGCUCGAGAUCGUAUGGCGAUGGAUCUGGAGAGGAAUGAGAGGACCAGCAAACGCCAUUGCCUUCAGCAGGAUGCAAAGAUUAAUCAAAAGCUUGCCAGAGAACGAACUGAGGAGUUGUUGAAGAAGCGACAGCAGGAGAAUGAAGACAACCUUGCAGAAAUGUGCAAUUUCGUUACGAGUGACCUCCUAACCGAGAAUCCCGAUGCAGCCAAUAGUGCCUUUGGACCAGGAAGAAAGAUACCCUACAUGUACCGCGGAAUGUCCACUGAGGAAAUCAAUCACAUUCGUGAAAGUCAAUCGCAGCAAAUAGCGGAGAAAAAGGAACGUGAACGCGGUGAAAAGGUGUGGGAGGAUCAAUGGGAUGGGCUUGAGAAGAAAUUCGCCCGAAUGUCAACUAUUGAGGAGAGAGCCAUGAAUAGACGCAUAAGGGCGCACAGUACGAAAGUUCAGGAGGAAAAUAAGGACCUUGCGGUGGAGCAGAAGAUUCAAUUGGAACACUUGAAUGGGGUCGUGUAUCGGAAUUCCCCCACAAAUGACUACUUCACCCAAUUCAACACAACAUCCCGCUAGAAUGGUAAUGAUUUUUGCGUUGGUGCACCCAAAAUAUCCCUAUUGCGAGGGACGCCACAGCAUUAACAUGGAGAAGUCACUUCAAAUUGCCAUCAAUUGUACAUGGUUGGGAAACAAUAAAGAGACUUUCCCUAUUGGCAAAACUUUUCCCAUUACUGCCGCAGUUGGAAGUG